Messenger RNA from Helianthus annuus (common sunflower), 1585 nucleotides. RefSeq names its product UDP-glycosyltransferase 76G1-like. The record is from RefSeq and is a predicted model, not a curated record. Bases 100 to 1518 code for a protein of 472 amino acids. The transcript is spliced from 2 exons. Gene Ontology annotation, molecular function: UDP-glycosyltransferase activity. Lineage: Eukaryota; Viridiplantae; Streptophyta; Magnoliopsida; Asterales; Asteraceae.
AUGGCAUCCCAAAUAGUUGCAGGCCUUCCAUUGUGCUAUAGUGCUAUAAGAAUACACUCAUUCAUCAUGAUUUAUCUUACAUAAACAUCUGUCAAUUCCAUGGAGAACCAUACAGAGACCACCGUUGACCGUCGUCGGAGGGUAAUUCUGUUCCCGUUACCAUAUCAAGGCCACAUAAACCCAAUGCUUCAACUUGCCAAUCUACUUUACUCCAAAGGCUUCAGUAUCACCAUCCUUCACACUAACUAUAACAAACCCAAAACCUCCAACUACCCUCACUUCACUUUUAGAUUCAUCCUGGACAACGAUCCACACGAUGAACGCUAUUCCAAUUUACCCUUACAUGGCAUGGGAGCUCUUUCUCGGGUUAUCUUAUUCAAUCAAUAUGGCGCAGAUCAAUUACGCCACCAACUGGAACAGGAACUGUCUGCAAAAGAUGAACCGUCCGUGUCGUGUUUAAUUACUGAUGCCCUUUGGCACUUCACGCAAUCGGUUGCUGAUAGCCUUAGCCUCCCACGGCUUGUUUUGAGGACAAGUAGCCUGUUUUGUUUUCUUAUUUAUGCUUCGAUUCCCCUUCUUGAUGAUCGUGGUUACCUCAGUCUUUCCGAUAACACUACACCUUUUCUUGAUGGUCUUGGUUAUCACGAUCUUUCUGAUAACAAACGUCUGGAAGAACAAGUGGAAGAGUUUCCUAUGCUGAAAGUGAAAGACAUCGUAAAGAUGGGGUUCAAGAGAGAGAAGGACGGCGUUGGAGGCGUGGUCGAUAACAUGGUGAAACAGACGAAAGCAUCUUCAGGAAUCAUAUGGAACUCCUUUAAGGAACUAGAAGAGUCCGAGCUUGAAACCAUUCGUCGUGACAUUCCAGCACCGAGUUUUCCGAUACCAUUCGCCAAGCAUUUCACAGCCUCAUCCAGCAGCUUACUAGAACACGAUCGAUCCUUUUUUCCUUGGUUAGACCAACAACCGCCCAAAUCUGUAGUUUAUGUUAGUUUCGGUAGUGUUGCUCAAGUGGAGGAGAAACAUUUUAUGGAAAUGGUUCAUGGCUUGGUCGAUAGCAAGCAGUUGUUUUUAUGGGUGGUUCGACCUGGGUUUGUUAGCGGUUCAACAUGGCUUGAGCCAUUGCCUGAUGGGUUCCUGAGUGAGAAGGGGCGGAUAGUGAAAUGGGCUCCUCAGCAAGAAGUGCUAGGUCAUGAAGCGAUAGGUGCAUUUUGGACCCAUUGUGGGUGGAACUCAACACUUGAAAGUGUUUGUGAAGGUGUUCCUAUGAUUUGCUCGCCUUUUUGGGGAGAUCAACCGUUGGAUGCAAGAUACGUGAGCGAUGUAUGGAAGGUUGGGGUGUAUUUGGAGAAUGGGUGGAGAAGGCAAGAGAUAACAAGUGCAAUUAGACGAGUAAUGACGGAUGAAGAAAUGAGAGAAAGGGCAAGCGUUUUGAAACAAAAGUUGGAUGGUUCUUUGAUGAAAGGUGGCUCUUCGUAUGAAUCAGUAGAGUCUCUAGUUGCUUAUGUAUCUUCAUUCUAACAAUGCCGUAUGUAAGAGAUUUCCAUUUAAAACUCAAUAUAAAAAGUUACCAUUGUAAUUUUAUAUA